CUCUAGGAAUAACAUUACCCGCGUCGACUCCAAGCAGAAGUUCCAAAACUCCAUAUCUGCGGGUAAGGUCAGCAAUUUCGGGCGGCUAGGCGCCAGUGACUUGGCCAUGGCGAUACAGAACAUACAGACCAGCCGACCCAACUCUCCGCGAAAUCCAGAGAUAAUGGGAAGCCGUUCGACGAUUGGGUUUGCGUGGCAGAAGUAA
This is a messenger RNA of Sphaeroforma arctica JP610, 205 nucleotides long. RefSeq lists its product as hypothetical. The record is from RefSeq and is a predicted model, not a curated record. The annotation marks the transcript as partial. The transcript has a single exon. NCBI's taxonomy places the organism in Eukaryota, Ichthyosporea, Ichthyophonida.